GAAGCAGAAAAGCGAGUAAGCGCGAUGGCCCGAACCAAGCAGACCGCCCGCAAGUCCACCGGAGGGAAGGCUCCCAGGAAGCAGCUGGCCACCAAGGCCGCCCGCAAGAGCGCCCCGGCUACCGGCGGAGUGAAGAAGCCUCACCGCUACAGGCCCGGCACCGUGGCUCUGCGGGAGAUCCGCCGCUACCAGAAAUCCACCGAGCUGCUCAUCCGCAAGCUGCCCUUCCAGCGCCUGGUGCGAGAGAUCGCCCAGGACUUCAAGACCGACCUGCGCUUCCAGAGCUCCGCCGUCAUGGCUCUGCAGGAGGCCAGCGAGGCCUACCUGGUCGGCCUCUUCGAGGACACCAACCUGUGCGCCAUCCACGCCAAGAGGGUCACCAUCAUGCCCAAAGACAUCCAGCUGGCCCGCCGCAUCCGCGGAGAGAGGGCCUAACCGCGCACACGGCCUCCGCACGGAACCAACGGCUCUUUUAAGAGCCACCGACGUGCCGACAAGGACAAACUUCCUGCUUCACGUUGAGCCACAGCUGUGCGAACACACGACACGACACAAACGCAACACAAACACUGACUUCAACACGUUCACACGCUUCAGGAGAACAUUUACACGACACGAGACGAAUCCACAACACGAACCGCUGCGCUCGAACACUGCCACCUGCUGGCGGUGUUACAAAUCACUGCUGUUAAGAUGCACCAAUUAUUGUCUAGCCUCAGGAAACAAACCCUUCAUUCAUUCAUUAGGAAAUCAGAGAAUUGAUUUAACCGCCUUAUUCAGAUGCUUGCGUCACUCACUUCUUCACUGCAUUUUAUUUUUAUAAACCAACUGAACAAUAAGCAAGGAAGAUUUUAACAAAAACCUUGCAAACACUAAACUCACCAAGUUGCAGCAUUUUCACGACUCGACCACGUUGAACCUGGACUGAAAGUGGCUGCAGAGCACGAAGCAUCAGCACGGGAACACGGGAACAUGAGAACCUAGACUUGGACUGACUUUAUUGUCAUUUUGCAAGCACAGGGUGUAUACAGAACGGGGUUCCAGUGUUAUGAGGUUCCUCCAGAAUAAAAUAAAAUAAAAUAAAAUAAAAGAACGCUGCAAAAACACUGAUUUCAUGGCCAUGUCUAAAUCUGCUUGGGCUUUAAUCCACAAAGGAGGUCAACAUGUGCAAAGGUGGAUCAAGAUGUGGAGCUCUUUCGAUCGGGGUGGAUUUAAAAAGCUCCAAUAUCUGAGAAAUUACAUGAAUAAAUGAACGUUGACAAAGCUUAAGGCCAGCAGAGUCGGAAACUGUCCAGCUUAAAACCUGACGUGUGAAGUGGGUCUGUUGAAAACCCGCUGUCCACAUGAAGCAGGGCCAACGGUAACUACUGGAUUAUUAAACCUUUCAUUUUACACAUUUGAACCGAAAUGAAGUCAACACAAGUGAUGGUUCUGAUCGGACAGGCUUUUCUCCCAGGUCCAUUUGUGUGGC
This is a messenger RNA of Xiphophorus maculatus (southern platyfish), 1471 nucleotides long. RefSeq names its product histone H3. Gene Ontology annotation, molecular function: protein heterodimerization activity; structural constituent of chromatin; DNA binding. Gene Ontology annotation, cellular component: nucleosome. The record is from RefSeq and is a predicted model, not a curated record. The transcript has a single exon. The coding region runs from base 25 to 435 and encodes 136 amino acids. NCBI's taxonomy places the organism in Eukaryota, Metazoa, Chordata, Actinopteri, Cyprinodontiformes, Poeciliidae.